UUCACAACAAGAAGAUGUUUCUCAUGAAAGGAAAGGUGAACCACUCUCAGGCCGUCAACAUGACCCCCACACAACCAUGGAUCGUAGUCCAUGAUGAUGGGACAAUUUUAAUGGCCCACUGCACCUGCAAAGCGGGAUUGGGUGAAGAAUGCUCGCAUGCAGCUGCUCUCAUGUAUGCUGUCUUAGCAGCGGUAAAUCUUAAAGAUGGACUGUCCAGUACAGAGAUGCCCUGUGCCUGGGUUCUUCCGAGCAAAACUGGCAAGGUGCAGUACGAAGAAAUCUGCAACAUCUCAUUCAUGAAGAAGAAGACCGUAACAUACUCCCCACUACCCAGCAUUCCUGUCCCUACAGAAGAGGAGUUUAUGGACUUCUACCAAAAGCUGUAUGAAUGUGAUGUUCAGGAAGAAAGUAGUGAGGGGACUGCUAUCUUGUCUGUGAUCGAGGGCCACUCUCACAGAUACAAACCAAAGACCUUUCAACUGAAUUUGCCAGAACCACUUUCUAAAUUAUAUUCAAAGGCAAAGUUGCAUAAUGAUUUGUCGUCCUUACUAGUAGAGAGUGAAAGCAUCUUUGACAAUCUUCAGAUAACAGAGCAACAGAUGGGGACAUGUGAGUGAGCUAACAGCAAGGACACAGUACAUCACAGCAUUGCAAGAUCAUCACAUUGAUUUUCAAGUGCAGACAACAGGCCUAAUCAUCAACAAAUCACUGCCAUGGAUCGGUGCAUCGCCGGAUGGAACUAUUACCUGUGCUUGCCACGGUAGAGGUGUGCUUGAGAUAAAAUGCCCUUUUACUCUUAAAGAUCAGUCUAUUGUCAACAGCUGCAAUGCUGACCCAAACUUCUGUCUAAUGGCAAAGGACAAUGUGAUAGCGCUAAAGCCGAAUCACAAAUAUAUGGCACAAGUCCAAGUACAAAUGCGCAUUGCUGAGGUCCAGUAUGGUGACUUUGUAGUGUGGAGUCCCACUGAAAUGUUUAUUCAGCGCAUUCAGUUUGAUGAAGUGUUCUUCAAUGAGACAUACAGUGGAGUAGAAAAAUUUAUAAAAACUAGGAUUUUGCCAGAACUUCUUGGGAAAUAUUACACAGUACCACGUCCAGUGGUUUCCCCAACCUCAGAGCAACAGCCCCAGUCAGGGUGCUAUUGUGGUGAACCAGCUGGAGAGCCAGAGAAUGUAGUAAUCUGUGCAUCUAAACAGUGCAAAAGAGGGCUCUUCCACAGGUCUUGCUUGCGUUUGACUAGAGUUCCAAAAGUGUGGAAAUGUUAUGAAUGCAGGAAAAUCCAGAAUAAAUGAAACACUGUAUUAGGUAAGAUUCCCCGUUGUGUUGGCUAUACACACACACACACACACACACACA
Messenger RNA from Perca fluviatilis (European perch), 1354 nucleotides. RefSeq lists its product as uncharacterized. Gene Ontology annotation, molecular function: zinc ion binding. The transcript is spliced from 3 exons. The record is from RefSeq and is a predicted model, not a curated record. NCBI's taxonomy places the organism in Eukaryota, Metazoa, Chordata, Actinopteri, Perciformes, Percidae. The coding region runs from base 15 to 617 and encodes 200 amino acids.